AUGAGCUACUUCAGUUUUGUUUUCGGGGUGAUUCUCACUUUGUAUCAGAUUGGGAGUAAUCCGACCAGUGCUGGGAUGUGCUGGCUGCAGCAGGGCCAGAGGUGCGACAUGGUGCUGAUGAGAGGGGUGACCAGAGAGGAGUGCUGUGCCGGGAACCGUCUGGACACAGCCUGGUCCAACAGCAGCCUGCCCAUGAACGAGGUCAGCCUGCUGGGCUUCCUGGGGAUCGUCUCCUGUAAACCAUGCAAAGAGACCUGUGAGGGAGUGAAAUGCAGCCCUGGGAAGGUCUGCAGCAUGAAGAUGGGGAGGCCUCAGUGUGUGUGCUCUCCGGACUGCUCUCACGUUUCCCGGACGCACGCUGUGUGCGGCAGCGAUGGAAGGACAUACAUAGAUGAGUGCACUAUGCUGAUGGCCCGCUGCAUGGGUCACCCAGACCUGGAGGUCAUGUACCAGGGCGACUGCAAAAAGUCGUGCUCCAACGUGGUGUGUCCAGGAACCCACACCUGCGUGACGGACCAGACCAACAGUGCCCACUGCGUCAUGUGCCGCACCACACCUUGCCCAAUACCCAUGCUGUCCGAGCAGCCGAUCUGCGGCAAUGACAACAUCACCUACCCCAGCGCCUGCCACCUCCGCCGGGCCACCUGCUUCCUGGGCCGCUCCAUAGGCGUCCGCCACUACGGCCACUGCAACAAUCCCCCUCGGAAAGCUCACGUUUUCGAUGGCAGCGAGGAGAACGCAGUCUAG
This is a messenger RNA of Limanda limanda (common dab), 747 nucleotides long. RefSeq names its product follistatin-like 3 (secreted glycoprotein) (gene fstl3). Gene Ontology annotation, biological process: cell differentiation; regulation of BMP signaling pathway; multicellular organism development. The transcript has 5 exons. Gene Ontology annotation, molecular function: activin binding; protein binding. The coding region runs from base 1 to 747 and encodes 248 amino acids. NCBI's taxonomy places the organism in Eukaryota, Metazoa, Chordata, Actinopteri, Pleuronectiformes, Pleuronectidae. The record is from RefSeq and is a predicted model, not a curated record.